Brettanomyces nanus is the source of this 1635-nucleotide messenger RNA. RefSeq names its product isocitrate lyase 1 (gene ICL1). Gene Ontology annotation, molecular function: isocitrate lyase activity. The transcript has a single exon. NCBI's taxonomy places the organism in Eukaryota, Fungi, Ascomycota, Pichiomycetes, Pichiales, Pichiaceae. Gene Ontology annotation, biological process: carboxylic acid metabolic process. Bases 1 to 1635 code for a protein of 544 amino acids. The record is from RefSeq and is a predicted model, not a curated record.
AUGGCUUACACUAAACUUGACCUAGAAAAGGAACAGGAAGACUUCGACAAGGAAGUCAACGCUAUUAAGGAAUGGUGGUCUCAACCAAGAUGGAAAGGUAUCAGAAGAGCUUACUCUGCUGAGGAUAUUGCCUCUAGAAGAUCUACCAUAAAGAACCCUAACGCUUCUGACGUCAUGGCCAAGAAGGCUUUCAAGUUGUUCACGGAACAUGCUAAGAACGGCACUUCUUCCAUAACUUUUGGUGCCUUGGAUCCUAUUCAUGUUGCACAAAUGGCUAAAUAUUUGGAUACAAUCUACGUUAGUGGUUGGCAAUGCUCUUCUACUGCCUCGACCUCGAACGAGCCUUCUCCUGAUUUGGCAGACUACCCUAUGAACACUGUACCAAAUAAGGUUCAACAUUUGUUUUACGGUCAACUAUUCCAUGACAGAAAGCAGCACCAUGAACGGUUUACUGUGUCCAAGGAAGAACGUGCUAAGAUGCCAUAUAUCGACUUUAUGAGACCUAUUAUUGCCGAUGCUGAUACCGGUCACGGUGGUACCACGGCCAUCUUCAAGUUGACCAAGAUGUUCAUUGAAGAUGGUGCUGCUGGUAUACAUAUCGAGGAUCAGGCUCCAGGUACUAAAAAAUGUGGUCAUAUGGCCGGUAAAGUGCUUGUUCCUAUUCAGGAACAUAUUAACCGUUUGAUCUGUAUCAGAGCUUCUGCCGAUGUUUUUGGUAGCGAUUUGAUUGUAGUUGCCAGAACUGAUUCUGAAGCUGCUACUCUUAUCACUUCUACCAUAGAUGUCAGAGACCAUUAUUUCAUUCAAGGUUGCACAAAUCCUGACGUUGGAUCUUUGGUCGAAGUGAUGAACGUUGCUGAAAAUAAGGGUAUUCAGGGUCCCGAAUUGGAGAAAGUCGAAGCCGAUUGGGUUUCGAAAGCAGGUGUCAUGCGUUUCAACGAGGCUGUGGAACAGGCCAUUAAGAAGUCCGAUCUUAAGAAUAAAGAUGCUGCUAUUAAGAAAUUCAGCGAGAAAGUCACUCCAUUAAGCUGCACCUCCGACGCUGAUGCACGUAAACUCGCCAAGGAGAUUAUUGGAAAGGAUAUCUACUUUGACUGGGAGAAACCAAGAGUCAGAGAAGGCUACUAUAGAUAUCAGGGUGGUACAACAUGUGCCAUAAAUCGUGCCAGAGCCUUUGCUCCAUAUGCCGAUAUGAUUUGGAUGGAAACUAAAUUGCCUAUAUACGAUCAGGCCAAGGAAUUUGCCGAAGGUGUUGAGGCAGUUUAUCCAGACAAAUGGCUGGCCUAUAAUUUGUCUCCUUCCUUCAACUGGAACACAGCAAUGUCUCCAGAAGAGCAAGAAACUUACAUUAGUAGGCUAACAAAGCUUGGAUUCAUCUGGCAAUUCAUCACUUUGGCUGGUUUGCAUACCACCGCUUUGGCAGUCGACAACUUUGCCAGGGACUUCAAGAAGAUCGGUAUGAGAGCAUAUGGACAAAAUAUCCAGGCUAAUGAGAUAAAAGACGGUGUUGAAGUUGUUAAGCAUCAAAAAUGGUCUGGAGCAGAAUAUGUCGAUAGCAUAGUUAAGAUGGUUACAGGUGGUGUCUCCAGUACUUCUGCUAUGGGUUCAGGUGUCACAGAAUCUCAGUUCAAAUGA